This is a messenger RNA of Nerophis lumbriciformis (worm pipefish), 3771 nucleotides long. The record is from RefSeq and is a predicted model, not a curated record. NCBI's taxonomy places the organism in Eukaryota, Metazoa, Chordata, Actinopteri, Syngnathiformes, Syngnathidae.
AUGCAGAAGGGAAUACGACUGAAUGACGGUCAUGUCACCUACUUGGGGCUUUUGGCGAAGAAGGACGGCACGAGACGGGGGUGCUUGAGCAAGAAAAGCUCGGACAACACCAAAUGGCACACCAAGUGGUUUGCGCUGCUGCAAAACAUGCUUUUUUAUUUCGAGAACGAGUCCAGCUCUCGCCCCUCGGGAUUGUACCUGUUGGAGGGAUGCAUAUGCGACAGAGCGCCUUCGCCCAAACCUUCGCUCUCGGCCAAGGAGUGUUUGGAAAAGCAGUAUUAUUUCACCGUCAGCUUCACUCAUGAAAACCAAAAGGCCCUGGAGUUACGCACAGAAGAUGUGAAGGACUGCGAUGAUUGGGUGGCCGCCAUAUCACACGCCAGUUACAGAAACUUGGCCACCGAGCACGAGACUCUCAUGCAGAAGUAUCUUCAUCUGCUUCAAAUUGUGGAGACAGAGAAAACGGUUGCCAAGCAACUUCGACAACAGAUAGAAGAUGGAGAAAUAGAGAUUGAAAGGCUUAAGUCUGAGAUCGCAGGGCUUUUAAAAGACAACGAGAAGAUACACGCCAGUCCCACGGCAGCCCCGACUGAAGAUGAUUCUGAAAUCAAGAAGAUCAAAAAAGUCCAGAGCUUCCUGCGAGGCUGGAUCUGCAGGAGAAAGUGGAAGACCAUCAUCCAAGAUUACAUACGUUCACCGCACGCCGAGAGCAUGAGGAAGAGAAACCAGGUGGUGUUCAGCAUGUUGGACUCGGAGGCCGAGUACGUGCAGCAGCUGCACAUCCUGGUUAACAACUUCUUGAGGCCGCUUCGCAUGGCCGCCAGCUCGAAGAAGCCUCCCAUCACCCAUGAUGACGUCAGCAGUAUUUUCCUCAACAGUGAAACUAUCAUGUUUCUACAUCAGAUCUUCUACCAGGGGUUAAAAGCCAGAAUAGCCAGCUGGCCAACGUUGGUGCUGGCCGACCUGUUCGACAUCCUGCUACCAAUGCUGAACAUCUACCAGGAGUUUGUGAGGAACCACCAGUACAGCUUACAAAUACUAGCUCACUGCAAGCAGAACCGAGACUUUGACAAGCUACUAAAGCAGUACGAAGCGAAGCCCGACUGUGAGGAGAGAACUCUGGAGACCUUCCUUACAUACCCCAUGUUCCAGAUUCCCCGCUACAUCCUUACGCUUCAUGAACUUCUGGCCCAUACGCCGCAUGAACACAUAGAGAGGAACAGUCUGGACUACGCCAAAUCUAAACUGGAGGAGCUUUCGAGAAUCAUGCACGAUGAGGUGAGCGAGACAGAAAACAUCCGUAAGAACCUGGCCAUUGAACGCAUGAUUGUGGAAGGCUGUGAGAUCCUCCUGGACACCAGCCAGACAUUUGUAAGACAAGGUUCUCUAAUCCAGGUACCGAUGAGCGAGAAGGGCAAGAUCACCCGUGGGCGUCUGGGUUCGUUGUCUUUGAAGAAGGAAGGGGAGAGGCAGUGCUUUCUCUUCUCCAAGCAUCUAAUCAUCUGCACCAGAGGGUCUGGGGGAAAGCUUCAUCUGACCAAGAACGGUGUCGUCUCCCUUAUAGACUGUACUCUUAUGGAGGACCCCGAGGGGACUGAUGAUGAAUCUAAAUCAGACAAAGGCGGUCAGGACAUGGAGCAUCUGGACUUCAAGAUUGUGGUGGAGCCAAAGGACAGUCAGUCCUUCACAGUCAUCCUGGUGGCUUCCUCCAGGCAGGAGAAAUCCGCAUGGACAAGUGACAUCAGCCAGUGCAUUGACAACAUCCGCUGCAAUGGACUUAUGAUGAACGCCUUUGAGGACAACUCCAAAGUCACUGUUCCACAAAUGAUCAAGUCCGACUCCAGUCUGUACUGCGAUGACGUGGACAUCCGUUUCAGCAAAAUGAUGAACUCCUGCAAGGUGCUGCAGAUCCGCUAUGCCAGCGUGGAACGUCUGCUGGAGAGGCUGACCGACCUGCGCUUCCUCUCCAUCGACUUCCUGAACACCUUCCUGCACUCCUAUCGUGUAUUCACCACUGCUGAUGUGGUGCUGGAUAAACUCAUCACCAUCUACAAGAAGCCCAUUAGCGCAAUUCCUGCUCGGUCCCUGGAGUUGUUCUUUGCAAGCAGUCAGAAUAACAAACUCCUGUACGGAGAGCCGCCCAGCUCGCCCAGGGCCAGCAGGAAAUUCUCGUCCCCUCCGCCCUUGGCCAUCGCCAAGAACUCGUCCCCGAACCGCCGGCGCAAGCUUUCCCUCAACAUCCCCAUCAUCACCGGGGGCAAAGCUCUCGACCUGGCCGCCCUGAGCUGCUCCUCAAAUGGCUAUGCAAGCAUGUACUCCUCCAUGUCUCCGUUCAGCAAGACCACCUUGGACAUCAACAAACUUUAUGUGUCCAGCCCGAUUACCAGCAAAAUACCAGAUGAGGCGGAGGACAAGAAAGACAAGGUGGAGGAAACUUCAGUGAGCAAGCAAGAUCUCUCUGUUCGGGAAGAAAGUGACAACGAUCAAAACCAGAGCGAUGAUGCCGACCCGGAGGCCUCCCCUACAAAGUCACCAACCACCCCAAAAAACAUCAAAUGCAAGAAUUCCUCAGAGUUCUCUCUAUUCUCCUACAACAACGGCAUGGUGAUGUCCUCCUGUCGAGAGCUGGACAACACCCGCAGUGCGUUGUCCGCUGCCUCAGCCUUUGCCAUUGCUACAGCCGGAGCCAAUGAAGGAACCCCCACCAAGGAAAAAUAUCGAAGGAUGUCCCUCGCCAGCACAGGCUUCCCAACAGAUCAGAGAAAUGGCGACAAGGAGUUUGUGAUCAGACGAGCGGCGACCAACCGCGUUCUGAAUGUCCUCAGACACUGGGUGUCCAAACACUCGCCGGAUUUUGAGAGUAACAAUGAAUUAAAAACAAAGGUUAUCGCUUUCCUGGAGGAAGUCAUGCAUGAUCCUGAGCUACUAACUCAAGAGAGAAAAGCAGCUGCUAAUAUCAUCAGAACUCUAACUCAGGAUGAUCACGGGGACAAUCAGAUUGCUCUCGAAGACGUUACACAACUGGUGAGGUCAGGCAAGGCUGACCCCUUUGAGAACCACUCGGCAUUGGAGGUUGCAGAGCAGCUCACUCUACUGGACCAUUUGGUCUUUAAGGUCAUCCCGUACGAGGAAUUCUUUGGUCAAGGCUGGAUGAAGAACGACAAGAAUGAGAAAACGCCCUACAUUAUGAGGACCACCAAGCACUUCAACGAUAUAAGCAACCUUAUUGCUACAGAGAUCCUUCGCUCGGAUGACGUGGUCACCCGCGUGGCGGUCAUUGAGAAAUGGGUGGCUGUGGCAGACAUCUGCCGCUGUCUCCAUAACUACAACGCCGUGCUUGAGAUCACAUCCUCCCUCAACCGAAGUUCUGUCUUCCGUCUCAAAAAGACCUGGCUUAAGGUGUCCAAGCAGACAAAAGCCCUGAUUGACAAGCUGCAGAAGCUGGUCUCUUCGGAAGGGAGGUUCAAAAACCUAAGAGAGGCUCUGAAGAACUGUGAUCCCCCAUGUGUGCCCUAUUUGGGCAUGUACCUCACAGACCUGGCCUUCAUCGAGGAGGGAACACCAAACUACACUGAAGACAAUUUGGUCAAUUUUUCGAAAAUGAGGAUGAUAUCUCACAUCAUCAGAGAAAUCCGACAGUUUCAACAAACAGCAUACAAACUUGACCUUCAACCAAAGGUAGCCCAGUAUUUACUGGAUGGAAGCUGCGUUCUGGAUGAAGAAAGCAUGUACGAAGCCUCCCUCAGAAUUGAACCGAAAGUGUCCAACUGA